This is a messenger RNA of Echinococcus granulosus, 603 nucleotides long. RefSeq lists its product as hypothetical. The record is from RefSeq and is a predicted model, not a curated record. The coding region runs from base 1 to 603 and encodes 200 amino acids. The transcript has 6 exons. NCBI's taxonomy places the organism in Eukaryota, Metazoa, Platyhelminthes, Cestoda, Cyclophyllidea, Taeniidae.
AUGCGAGGUUUUCUGGUCUCAAAUAAAAUUAAGUCUUUGAUGAAAAUUUAUAAAGUCGAACGUGGCAACAGUAUAAUUGUAGAGUAUUUUAGCAGAUUAAAAUAUUUGAUGGAUUUAUUUGAUAAUAAUGCAAAUGUUAUAACCGAAGGAGACGUAGUCAGAAUAUUUAUUAAUAAAUUAAAAGGGAAUCAAGCCCAUAUAAAUAAUAUGACAAAUGAAACUCGCAUAUAUGAUAGUAAAUUAAUUCGGUUCAUUAAACCCAUUGUUUUUCCACGGACAUACUUUGAAAAGCAGAAAAUUGCCACCGGAAACCAGUUUAGCGUACAUUUAUCAUUGAUUAUUCUUAAAAAAAUAUCCAAAUUACCAAAUCGGCGAAAGGGAACUGAAUAUGCUAAAAUACUAAAAGUAACUGACAGCAGUAAAACUUUCAUUAACAGAAGAUUAUGUACUUCAAAAGUGACAUAUUUUACGAUAAACUUUCACACAGUUGCACUGAAAAGGAUAGCAGGACAAAUCCAGACACAUAGCGAAAACAAGGUUUUGGAAGGACUUUUAUUUUAUUACCAUGUGAAGCAAAAAACAUUAAUUCAUUUGAAUAAAUAA